GGAUAAAAAGUUAGACACUACUUGUCAAGACUACUAAGAUUAUUUGACUCUUUCAAAGCCGACAUCUCUAAGGACAUCGGAAAGGGCUUCGUCACUAUGAAGCAAUGUAUCAUUGACGAGGUUAAGGAAUCUUUUAUUCCAGAGCUUCGUGAAGCUAUAUUACCUGAGGUGAGAAAAUCUGUGACAGCCGAGUUGCAUCAAACAGUGAUGAAAGAGUUGAGGCAGUCUGUGUUAAUGGAGUUGAGGCAAUCUCUACUAAAAGAACUGAUGGAAGUUAUUGAUAAGGACGGGGAGAGAAAUGAUGAGGAGGCCGACAAAGAAAUGAUGGAAGUUAGUGAUAAGGACGGGGAGAGAGAUGAUGAGGAGGCCGACAAAGAAACUAGCUCGAUGAGCACUUCAAAUGAGGAUCAGUUUGAAAAUGAAAACAUGAGAAAUUUGGAGUUUGACAACCCGCCUACCAACAAUCAAUAUGAGGUUGGCCCUGUGGAUUUGACAAUGGUAGAAGACAUCGGUCAUGAAGGUGAAUGCACCUCGGCCAUCAAAGUUCUCCUUGCUUCAAACGCGUAUCAAAAGACCGAAAAAAGAUUCCACUCAAGCAAGGAAUUGUAUGUGGACACUUUCCACUUGAAGGAGCCAGCAAGCGAGAUUGAAUUUAAGCUGGCAAUGUUCGUUUUCGGAAAAAAUUUUGAUAAAGGGUACCCUUUUGUGAAAUUUCAAAAACUUGAACUUUUUCGGCAACAACUACUGUGCUUGAAGCCUGGAAUGGAAAUAACUGAUUCAGUUAUUAGUUGCUACGCACACUUAUUGACGCUGAAAGAACGUGAAGCAGCCCCAGAUGGAGUACCGAAAUAUUGGUUUAUGCCUUGUCGGGUCUCUCAUGAAAAUCUUGGGUUGUCAUGCUCUGUUAGCACUUGGGCAAGACAACAAAAUUGGAGGGAUCUAUUUUACGGCAAGUUGGCAAAAACUGAACAUGUAAUGACCCUUCAGAUUUUUUUAAUCAUUUAGUUAAUUAUAAUGAUGUUAUGGUAAUAAUAAAUUUCUGUCCCUUUCAUAUGCAGAUGUGUGUCCCGG
Cannabis sativa is the source of this 1071-nucleotide messenger RNA. RefSeq lists its product as uncharacterized. The transcript is spliced from 4 exons. The record is from RefSeq and is a predicted model, not a curated record. Bases 97 to 1005 code for a protein of 302 amino acids. NCBI's taxonomy places the organism in Eukaryota, Viridiplantae, Streptophyta, Magnoliopsida, Rosales, Cannabaceae.